This is a messenger RNA of Cuculus canorus (common cuckoo), 1383 nucleotides long. It is a transcript of the gene HAUS7, whose product is annotated as HAUS augmin like complex subunit 7. The transcript is spliced from 11 exons. The record is from RefSeq and is a predicted model, not a curated record. Gene Ontology annotation, cellular component: HAUS complex. Gene Ontology annotation, molecular function: microtubule minus-end binding. Bases 62 to 985 code for a protein of 307 amino acids. Lineage: Eukaryota; Metazoa; Chordata; Aves; Cuculiformes; Cuculidae. Gene Ontology annotation, biological process: centrosome cycle; spindle assembly.
UCAGGGGCGGGGAGAGGGCGGUCUCAGCCAAUGGUCGCGGGGGGCGCGCGCAGGGCGGGAAAUGGCGGCGGCGGCAGCAGCUUUAGUGCUGGAGCGGCUUGAGGCCCUGUCGUGCCCUCCUGUGGCGCCACUGCUGCCUCUGGAUCCCACGCAGGCGCUGCGGCUGCUCUGCACCCCUUCCGCCCAGCGCCUGGAGCUGCUCGAGUGGCUCUGCCUCCGGGUGCAUCCUCCCCUCGCCAACCGCCUGGCUGCCCUGCAGGAUGGGCCUCGCAACGCCCGCCUGCAAGUGGCCGCACUGGGAGCAAAGCUGAUGCUAUGCCGGAAGGACGACCUGGCGCUGGUAGAGGGGACAGCUUCCCCUGAGCGGCAGCUGGAGUUCAUCGAGGACCUCCUGGACGCAGGGGGUGGCAGUGGGGUCUGUGACAAAGACAGGUGCAUCCCCGUCACUCAGUUCCUGCACGAGGUUUUGGAGACCCCUGAGGGAAAGGCGGCCCUGAGCCCCCCCGAGCCCCCAACGCCCCCCCUGUUGGAUGACGACUGCCCCCGGCCCAGGAGCCCCUGUUCCCGUCCCUCGGCGCUGGAGCUGGAGGCAGUGCUGGCAGGGCUGAGGCAGCGCCUGGAGCUGCUGGAGGCGCAGAGCCCCGAGCUCGUGGGGUCUCCUGGCCUGGCCCCCCCAGCUCUGCCUGUGCUGGGAGUGGCGACGCGCGACCUGGCCGCCCUGGCUACCGCCUUCGGGGCGACAGAGCUGGGGGGGCCCUGGGGGACCCUGGGAAUGGGGAGCGACCCCCCCCUCGCCCCCUGCGGCGCCCUGGCUCCCCCCGUCUGGCAGGGCCUGCAGAGGCUGAAGCAGUCCCUGGGGGCCGUGCUGCAACUGAGAGAGACGGCAGAGGAGGUGGUGCAGCUGACGGGGGGAGCGCAGCACCACACCAUGGAGACCCAGGUGGCGGCGCUGCAGCAGUGCUUUGGGGGGGGGGCCCUGCACUGAGCGCUCCCCCCUUAAUUGAGAUGAUUAAAAAGGACUAACGCCAACAAAGACAUGAAACAUGGCACAUGGUUCCUGCAUGGGUGUAACGCGUGUUGCCAAGUGUGGAAGCAGCACAAGUUCCCCACAGGUGUGUAACACGUCAGCACACGUGGGAGUGACGCAAAGCCCUUACACGUGUGUGACACGCAUGUUGGAGAGCAACACAAAGAACAGAACACGUGUGUCAGUGCAUGUGGCUGUGACACAAGGCCUCUGCAGGCGGGUAACGUGUUGGGGGCAGCGUGACCAACACAGGCGUGUCACAUGUGUGCCCGGGGUGCAAGCACACGUGUGUGCAAGGAUGGCUGCACUGGGGCUGGGAACACGGGGGGCUCCAGUAACGACUGACAGUGCCUUAA